This is a messenger RNA of Colletotrichum paranaense, 1380 nucleotides long. RefSeq lists its product as uncharacterized. The record is from RefSeq and is a predicted model, not a curated record. Bases 1 to 1380 code for a protein of 459 amino acids. NCBI's taxonomy places the organism in Eukaryota, Fungi, Ascomycota, Sordariomycetes, Glomerellales, Glomerellaceae. The transcript is spliced from 2 exons.
AUGGGUGAGCUCGCGGACGAAACAAGCAAGCUCCAACUCGGCUCCGUACCGUUUGGCAAGCAGAUGUUGAAAGAAUUUCUCCAUGACCCAGCUUAUCACAACAUGAACAAUGGCUCAUUCGGUACUAUCCCACGCCACAUCCAAAAAGUCCUCCGUUCCUACCAAGACGAAACCGAGGCCCGCCCAGACCCCUUCAUCCGCUGGACCUAUCACGACCACCUCCGCGAAUCCCGCAAAGCCGUAGCAGACAUCAUAAAGACCCCGCUCGACAGCACAGUCUUCGUCCCCAACGCCACGACGGGCGUCAACACGGUCCUCCGCAACCUGUCCUGGGAGGCCGACGGCCUCGACGAGAUCCUCUACUUCUCCACAAUCUACGGCGGCUGUGCAAAGACGAUCGACUACAUCGUCGACACCCGCUACGGCCGCGUCUCGGAGCGCAGCAUCCCGUUGACGUACCCGAUGGAAGAUGCCGACGUCGUAGCCCUCUUCCGCUCCGUCGUCGCACAAUCCCGCGCCGAGGGCAAACGCCCCAAGAUCUGCCUCUUCGACGUCGUCACCAGCUUGCCGGGAAUCUGCUUUCCCUGGGUCGCCAUGACGGCCGCCUGCCGCGAGUUGGGGGUAAUGAGCCUCGUCGACGGCGCGCAGGGGAUCGGGAUGGUGCACCUCGACGUCGCGGCCGCCGACCCGGACUUCUUCGUGUCCAACUGCCACAAGUGGCUGCACGUCCCGCGCGGGUGCGCCGUCUUCUACGUGCCGGAGCGGAACCAGCACCUCGUGGCGUCGACGGUGCCGACGUCGCACGGGUAUGUGCCGCGGUCCGGGCAGGUUCGGUACAACCCGCUGCCGAAGAGCAAGGACUCGCAGUUUGUGACGAAUUUCGGAUUCAACGGGACGUUUGAUAACAGCCCGAACAUGUGUGUCAAACACUCGAUUGAGUGGCGUAAGAGCCUUGGUGGAGAGGAUCAGAUUCUCGAUUACCUCCAGACACUGGCCAAGAACGGCGGCAAGAAGAUUGCUGCGAUCCUCGGGACGUUUAUUCUGGACAACAAGACGGAGACGUUGACAAAGUGCGCCAUGAUCAACGUUGCGUUGCCGAUGGUGAGCGGUCCUGAUGCGGAGUCUGUCUCGGUGGGUUCUGAUGGCACGGUCACCGUUCCCGAGACGGAAUCUGCAGCUGUGGGCGCCUGGCUUGUAUCCAAGUUGAUGGGUGAAUACCAGACUUUCCUGCCUAUUUACAGGCACGAUGGUCGUUGGUGGGUCAGGGUGAGUGCGCAGAUUUUCCUCGACGAGUCCGACUUUGAGUGGACCGGCAACAUGUUGAAGAGUCUGUGUGAGCGCGUGGGCAAACAAGAGUACAAGACGGAGGAAAGCAAGUAG